Molecule: messenger RNA, 1647 nt
Organism: Diversispora eburnea
Lineage: Eukaryota; Fungi; Glomeromycota; Glomeromycetes; Diversisporales; Diversisporaceae
Source: the annotation of a GenBank genome assembly
AUGUCUCAAAAUACAACUAUUUACAAUCCUUACGAUGAUCCAUCCGUUCCUUAUGUAGAACCACCAGAAAAUCCAUUAUUUCAUGAUACUCUUGUUGUAUGGAAACAUAAUAAUAUAUUUAAAAAUUUAAAUAUUUAUUUAAGUGUAGUAAGCAUGACAGGAGGUUUCAUAGUAUUAGUUAUAAUCACUGCAAUGUGGUUAUAUAAUAAAAAGCUAGUAAACCGUGUUUCGCUCAGACUUACUGCUAUGAUUUCUUUAGUAGACAUAUUUACUGGGGUUACUAUGAUAGAAUUUGCAACGUAUUUAAAAAAAGACACAACAAAAUGUACAAUAAUCGCUUUGGCAAUGUCUUUUUGCACUCAGUUUUAUUUAAUUUUAACUGCAAUGAUAGCAUUUAAUUUACAGAUACUUUUUCUUCAUCGUAAAAAGGUCUCCACGUUUCCAAAUAAAUGGUAUACACCUCUCGCCUUCUUAAUUGUUAGUGCUAUAAAUAUUCCUCCUUUGGUCUAUAAUCGGUUUGGAUAUGAUUCUUUUGGACAACAUUGUCUUUAUCGAAAUCCAAAUGCUAGAGAAACACAAAUAUGGAAAAUUGUAACUUUUAUUAUUCCAGUCUCGUUAACAUUAAUCUAUUGUACAAUAGUCUUUAUUUUUGUUAUUUGCAAAAUUAUAUUUGAACAUCGUAAACUAGCGGAAGUAGUUCAUUCUCAAAGUACGUCAAGCUUGACGGCUAAAGCUAGGAGACAAAAGAAACUUUUAUUAAAAUUAGUAAGUCGUAUUGCCAUGUAUGCCCUGAUCCCACUUUUAAAUAUUACUGGAAUUGUUGUUUCAUAUAGUUGGGUGACAAUUCAUAAAAACGAAUUAUUACCCUUGUGGUUAUCUUAUUGGGGCAUUAUUGGAUCGUGUUUACCAGGAUUUUCUAAUUGCGUCGCGUUUCUUUUUGACCCUGCUAUUCAUAAUGCGUUACGAAAAGUUAAAAGAGAUCUUAUUGAUAAUUAUGGCUGUGAUAAAUCAUUAUGUUCAAAAUUUACAGUCACACUCGAUAGCCCUCCCCAAUCCAAUGCAUUCAUUCCACAUUCCUCAUCACAUCCCUCUAGAAAUUCUAGAAAUUCUCACUUACCUCCCACACCUUCUGUUCAUUCAUCAGUAGUAUCUCCAGCUUAUUUUUCUUUCCCAUCCGAAAUAGUUAAUGAUUGUGAAGUUAAGAAAAAUAAAAAGAACAGAUUUUUACGAUGGUUUGUACGUACUUUCUUGAUCAGAAAACAAAUAGAACCUAAUUCGAUGACACAAUCAAACUUUAGUAAACAUAGUGGUGCUUUGUCCAGACAAAAUUCAGAAAUUGAAAAUAUUAAUAGAGAUAACUUACAAAAUUUAAAUAUGAUAAGUCCAAUUGACAAAAAAAAAAAGAAAUUUCUGAAGUUAUCACAGAUAGCCCCAAUUCAAGAAUCUUUUGUUACGACCUUCACGACAGCCACGAGUAAUAGUUUUUAUUCUAAUAACUCUUGUCCAGAAAACCAUACAAUCAGUAUGCACACAAAUUCUACUCCUACAAGCAUAAUAGAAGUAGGUUCAUCUUCAAGAAACCGAUCUGAUUCUAUAUCUUCUAUCGCAUCAAAAGAUUCCGUUGAUAAUGAUAUAUCAGUAUAUUAA